Molecule: messenger RNA, 1885 nt
Organism: Cynoglossus semilaevis (tongue sole)
Lineage: Eukaryota; Metazoa; Chordata; Actinopteri; Pleuronectiformes; Cynoglossidae
Gene: hormad1
Product: HORMA domain containing 1
Exons: 15
Coding region: 428-1576 (382 amino acids)
Source: RefSeq, a predicted model, not a curated record
GAUUGAAAGAAAAUAUUGCUAAGAGCAGUGUUACAACUGUGUCCUAACUGUUUCAGUGACAGCCGUGUCGUUAUUUUCCAAGUCUUCCUCAGAGGAUCUAAAACAGAAUUCAGUAACCUGCCAUUUACUUGUUAGGCUGACGUGUUUUUCAAUAAUUAGUGUGAAUGUUAGUUAACAGGUUUUAUUAAAGCACAUUCAAACUACCGAAGUAGAAUAUAAUUUUAUUUUACUGUCAUCUGGGUUAUAGCUAAUUGCAGCAGGUGUCAGUUUAAAUGUACAAUUAAUAAGGCAAUUAAAAACAGCAGUCAACAGCUGUAGUCAGCUCGAACUGUUGAAAGUGCCAACACGUCCACCGCUCUUUUGUGAUAUAUUUGGAGAACUGAUUUGCCUUUACAGAUCAUUAUUGGUGAUUUCUGUGCUAUAAAUAAUGGCAUGUGUACAACGUCAGAAAACAACUCAGAACACUCAACUGUUGCCAAACCAGGUCUUCACAGAGCAGCAGUCUCUGGUUGUUAUAAAGAAACUCCUGGCAAUUUCAGUAUCAGGCAUCACAUACCUCCGGGGCCUCUUCCCAGAGAAAGCCUACGGAAACAAAUAUAUUGAUGAUCAAAAAGUAAUGAUUCUCAGAGAAGAGCGCAGUUGUCCAGGGGCCAGUCAGAUUGUCUUGUGUAUGCCUAUUUUUCAAAAAUUUUCCAGGAUGCAGGGAUGUUUUGAUGCCAUAGAGAAAAAAUAUCUCCGGAUUGUUUUUUUGUCCAUCUACACGGACCAAGACCACCCUGAGAAAGUGACAGAGUUUUACCAGUUCAGGAUUCAGUACACUGCACAGGGCGCUCAGAUGGACUUUGAGAGCAAGAACAACAACUACCACAGCAAGAUGUCAACAAUGUCUAGCGGUGACACCAAGAAGGCCAGCAUCCUGCUGGUAAGGAAGCUCUACACACUGAUGCAGAACCUGGGUCCUCUGCCAGACAACAUCUUCCUCAACAUGAAGCUGGCCUACUACGACAACGUCACUCCUCAGAACUAUCAGCCACCGGGCUUCAAAGAGGCUGACACCAACACUUUGCAGUUUGAGAUGGAGCCCGUGAAACUGACCAUGGGUGAGGUCAAAACUCCGUUUCACACUCUGAAGAUGGACAUGGCAACAGAGAGACACAGACUGGAGGAGGUGGAGGAGAGCGUAAAAGUGACAGACGAGUGGGUUUUGGAGAUGGAGGAGGAGAGUGUCCUUUCACAGAGCCACAUGAUUGAAGACGUGGAGGGUCCUGCCUCAAAUAACACAGACUCCAAACACACCGAAAUACAGAUGAGCUGCAAUGAGACUGAGAUCCUGGAUGACGUCACAGAGGUGGGCACUCUGGUGAAGAGGACCUCUGACAUGGAGGUGGAUGUGAAGAGGAUGAGGAGUGGACGUGUCAUUUCAACUGCCACGGAGUCAGAUGUUACUGUCAACAAACCAACAGCUUUGACCAACAAAAUGAUUUGUCAGUACAACAUGCCCAGCAGCCAGGAAACACCAUCCACCACCACGUCAAAGAGAAAACGCAAAUUCAGCGAACCCAAAGAUCAGUACUAAAAUACCUCCGAGUCUGUUCACACCGAUGGAGUUCUGUUCCCACGUUAACUACGUACAUGCCAUACAGUUUAUUUUAAAGAAACAUUUGAGAAGCCUUUACUGGAAGUUAGUUUAUUUUAGAAGUUACACCUCUUCUCUGAACAGUCAGCAGCUCAUUCUGUGGAACGACAGAUGUUCAAUGUGAUGUGACAAGAGUUUAGUCAUUCAGUUUAAAUGAGGAUUGAAAAAGUGUAUUCUGUCUCUCAAAUGUUCUACCAGUUAAGGUGUCAUGUGACAAAUAUUCCUUAGUCAAAAUAAAACCUGUUCAUG